Molecule: messenger RNA, 9582 nt
Organism: Entelurus aequoreus (snake pipefish)
Lineage: Eukaryota; Metazoa; Chordata; Actinopteri; Syngnathiformes; Syngnathidae
Gene: mast4
Product: microtubule associated serine/threonine kinase family member 4
Exons: 25
Coding region: 351-5708 (1785 amino acids)
Biological process (GO): intracellular signal transduction; peptidyl-serine phosphorylation
Molecular function (GO): magnesium ion binding; protein serine/threonine kinase activity; ATP binding
Source: RefSeq, a predicted model, not a curated record
GCUGCAGAACCAGCAACAGAAAGAGUCUGAUCGGAAGCGGACAGCCGACGGGUCUCCCCCGACCGCACUCGCCGCUCUCGUCCCUGACAGGCUCCAGUCCACAGGAUAGUCCCAGGAACUUCUCUCCCAGCGCCUCCGCUCAUUUCUCCUUUGCACGAAGGAGCGAUGGUCGCCGCUGGUCCCUGGCCUCCCUUCCCUCCUCCGGAUAUGGCACCAACACGCCCAGCUCCACCGUCUCUGAGAAGCUGCACCAGCUGCCCUUCCAGCCCACGCCCGAUGAACUGCACUUCCUGUCCAAACACUUCUGCACCGAGAGCAUCUCCACCGACGAGUGUCGCCGCGCCACCGCCAUGCGGCCGCGCUCUCGCAGCCUCAGCCCCGGGAGAUCUCCUUCCUGUUACGACCACGAGAUCAUCAUGAUGAACCACGUCUACAAGGAGCGCUUCCCCAAGGCCACGGCCCAAAUGGAGGAGAAGAUCCAGGAGAUCAUCCGCAGCAGUUCUCCAGAGAUGGUCCUCCCGCUGGCCGACGGCGUGCUGGGCUUUGCCCACCAUCAGAUCAUCGAGCUGGCCAGAGACUGCCUGGAGAAGAGCCGGCAGGACCUCAUCACUUCUAGCUACUUCUGUGAGCUCACUGACAAGCUGGAGAGGCUGGUGCAGGAGUCCACCGAGAGGUCGGAGAGCGAGGAGGUCAACUUCAUCCGAGACCUGGCCAAGAAGAUCCUCAUCGUCAUCGCUCGACCCGCUCGACUGCUGGAAUGUCUGGAGUUUGACCCCGAGGAGUUCUACCACCUCCUGGAGGCGGCUGAGGGCCACGCCAAGGUGGGCCAGGGCAUCAAGACCGACAUCCCGCGUUACAUCAUCAGCCAGCUGGGACUCACGCGGGACCCUUUAGAAGAGAUGGCCCAGCUGAGCGGUGGUGGUGACAGCGGUGUGGCGGAGACGGACGACUGCGUCCAGGGUCUGAGUGCCGCCUUGAGGUGCAGACGCAAACCCUGUGAACUGGACUUUGAGUUGACCAAGCUCAUCAGCAACGGCGCCUACGGAGCCGUCUAUCUGGUUCGCCACAAGGAGACCAAGCAGCGCUUCGCCAUGAAGAAGAUCAACAAGCAGAACCUGAUCCUGAGGAACCAGAUCCAGCAGGCCUUCGUGGAGCGCGACAUCCUCACCUUCGCCGAGAACCCCUUCGUGGUGUCCAUGUUCUGCUCCUUCGAGACGCGCCGCCACCUGUGCAUGGUCAUGGAGUACGUGGAAGGCGGAGAUUGUGCCACCCUGCUGAAGAACAUGGGCCCCCUGCCCGUGGACAUGGCCAGGAUGUACUUUGCCGAGACGGUGUUGGCCCUGGAGUACCUGCACAACUACGGCAUCGUGCACCGCGACCUCAAGCCUGACAAUCUGCUGGUGACGUCCAUGGGUCACAUCAAGCUGACGGACUUCGGUCUGUCCAAGGUGGGUCUGAUGAACAUGACCACCAACAUCUACGAGGGUCACAUCGAGAAAGACGCCAGAGAGUUCUCCGACAAGCAGGUGUGCGGAACGCCGGAGUACAUCGCCCCCGAGGUGAUCCUGAGGCAAGGCUACGGCAAGCCAGUGGACUGGUGGGCCAUGGGCAUCAUCCUCUACGAGUUCCUGGUGGGCUGCGUGCCCUUCUUCGGGGACACGCCCGAGGAUCUGUUCGGACAGGUCAUCAGCGACCAGAUCAACUGGCCCGAGGGGGAGGAAGCUCCGCCUCCUGACGCCCAGGAGAUCAUCACGCUGCUGCUCCGACAGAACCCUCUGGAGAGGAUGGGCGCAGGUGGCGCCGGCGAGGUGAAGCAGCACUCCUUCUUCCACCACCUGGACUGGAACGGCCUCCUGCGGCAAAAAGCCGAGUUCAUCCCCCAGCUGGAGUCCGAGGACGACACCAGCUACUUCGACACUCGUUCGGAGCGUUACCACCACCUGGAGGCGGAGGAGGACGACACCAACGAGGAGGACUUCAACGUGGAGCUGAGACAGUUCUCCUCCUGUUCCCACCGCUUCUCCAAGGUCUACAGCAGUCUGGAUCUGUCCCGUGGACUGGUGGAGGAGAAAGGGGACGCCGAGGACAAGAAGCCGGAAAGUCCGCUGACGGUGGACUCGCUCAGCUGGACUCCGGACUUCACGGAAAUGCCGUCCCUGUCCCAGUCCGUUGACGGCGACUCCUCCAGCCAGAGUCCCGGUCCGGCUCUGUUGCCAAAGUUCGCCAUCUCGGCCGAGAGCGAGGCGGACGAGACUUCGGGUCUGGGCGAGCCCAGCAAGACCUGCUCCUCCAUCGGGGAGCUACCGCCAGACGAGCCGGACGCCACCACGCCAGGGAGCACCCACAGCGGGGCCACGCUCUCAGGAAGCUUCUCGGAGCACCUGGACCAGCUAACUCCCAGAGGCCAGAGUCCGGACAGGGUCGGGGACCAGAGGACGGCGACGGGCCCUUUGAGGACGGAGGAGAGGCCCCGAGCGCCCCUGAAGGUCCCCAAGUCUGUGUCCACAGGCGCUUUGUCUCUGAUGAUCCCCUCAGAUCUGUUCGCCUCGUCCCCGCUGGCCAGCCCGCUUUCCCCUUACUCGCUGUCCUCGGACCCCUCCUCGCGGGACUCCUCCCCCAGCCGAGACUCCGCCUCCAUCUUCGCCGGCGCCGCCCGGCAGCCGGUGGUCAUCCACAGCAGCGGCAAGAAGUUCGGCUUCACGCUGAGGGCCAUCCGGGUCUACGCCUGCGACGGCGACGUCUACAGCGUCCACCACAUGGUGUGGAACCUGGAGGACGGCGGGCCGGCGCAAAAGGCCGGACUGAAAGCAGGAGACCUCAUCACGCACGUCAACGGUGAACCUGUCCAUGGUCUAGUCCACACGGAGGUGGUGGAACUACUUGUCAAGAGUGGCAGCAAGGUGUCCAUCUCCACCACACCCUUUGAGAACACGUCAAUCAAGCGAGGCCCCGCCCGGAAGAACAGCUACCGCAGCAAAAUGGUGCGAUGUGGCAAGAAGGCCAAGAAGGAGAGGACUCCAGAGAGGCGGCGUUCUCUCUUCAGACGUUUCGCCAUGCAGCCGUCACCUCUGCUGCACACCAGUCGCAGCUUCACCUCGCUCAACCACUCGCUCUCAUCCGGCGAGAGUCUGCCCGGCUCGCCCACCCACAGCCUGUCCCCGCGCUCGCCCACCGCCGCCUUCCGCGCCGCCCCCGACUUCGCCCACUCAGGGGGUAACUCCUCCCAGAGCAGUUCGCCCAGCUCCAGCACCCCCAACUCCCCCGCAGGCUCCUCCCAAAUCCGGCCCAGCACCCUCCACGGUCUGGGCCCCAAGCUGCCCGGUCAGAGACUCCGCCAGGGGCGCCGCAAGUCGGCCGGAAGCAUUCCUCUGUCCCCUUUGGCCCGCACGCCGUCACCCACCCCCCAGCCCACGUCCCCGCAGCGCUCGCCCUCCCCGCUGCUCGCCGGACACUCUGUGUCCAUUUCCAAAAGCGCCCAGUCCUUCCCCACCAAAAUACACUCGCCGCCCACAAUCAUCCGCCAUAUCGUGCGGCCUAAAAGUGCCGAGCCGCCGCGCUCCCCCCUGCUCAAACGGGUACAGUCCGAGGAGAAGCUGUCCCCGUCCUACACCGGGGACAAGAAGCACCUUUGUACCAGGAAGCACAGCCUGGAGGUGACUCAGGAGGAGGCGCAGGACCAGGAGGAAGGCGACGACGUGGAGGGAAACGCCUGCGAGACGACAGUCCCGCGGGUGCGGCCGGUGGAGCAGGGCUGCCUGAAGAGGCCGGUGGGCCGCAGGGACGGACGUCAGGACUCUGCGGAGGAGUCCGACAAGGAGAUGAAGAGGAGGCAAGACUUCCUGCAGGAAUUCGACUCCUCCGCUUGCGAGGAGCGGAUGCGAACUCAAAGCAAAGUUUGUCCCGAGUCGGCCAGCGUGGCCCUCAAAGACGUUCUCUAUAAGAAAAUCUGCGGUCGCGUGUCGGACGUCGGGGGCGACUCGUUCGCCUGUGGUGGCGACGGCGAGUGGACGCAUCCUCGACAGAUGAAAGACAACACCAAGCCAGACCUCAAAUCUCCCAACACGGACUUUACCAGGAAGAGGCUGUCCUUCGAGGAGCGAGAGGACUUUGUGUGUCGUCUCUCUCCCAACAUCCACGACAACCUCCAUUUCGGUCCCUCCAGGUCCAAAAGCCUCCAGCUGGACGCGACGACUCACGAGCACAUGAAAGCGGGACAGGGCGGCGUCCCCGACGGUCUGGCCGCCAAGAUGUUCUCUGGCCGAGGGGAGACCGCCGUGGAAAAGCUGCAGCUCAUCUCCUCGGGCGAGUGUCCUUUAAGAAAGACGUCCUCCGACUACAAACUGGAGGGACGCCACGUGUCCUCUCUCAAGCCUCUGGAGGGCACCCUGGACAUCGGCCUGCUCUCCGGACCCAGGAUCUCCAAGACAGACCCGUGUUUGUCCAAGAUGGCCGAGUGCAAGAUGGUCUCGCCUCCCGUUUGGCUGCAGAACGCCGCCGAGCGCCUGAUGAAACCUCCCGAGAAACCCAAAAGCCCGCUGAGCUGCACGGCGAGUACCGAAACCUCCCCAAAGAUGUUCCCCAAAGAAGCAAGACCUGACGGUUCCAGCUCGACUGUGAAACAGGACGGCAGAACCUGCAUGAAGGUGACGUCAUCCCGACACUUCUCCUGUGGGAAGACACCAUCCAUCCGGGAAGUCAGCAAUGAAGACCAGGAGGAAGAAGACCAGGAGAUGCCGGCAAAAGUGGGACCUCAAGCUAGUUCUGACCCAAAGCAAGAGCUGCAAACAUCAAAUAUGAGGUUUCCAGGUACAGAACCACAUGUUGCGGUCACGCCAUCAACAUCUGGUUUUGGAUUGCAGGUCCAAAGCUCAACCUCAUCAGCUCAGAACUUUCCUGCUGGCACUGAAAGUGACGACCCGAGGGACGGGUUGAGCGAAUGUGGUCCAGAUCCAAAAGGGCCUCCAAAGGAAGACUGUCUUCUGUCGGACCAUCCAGAGACAAAGAUGUUUCCAGAAGAAAAGGCCCAGCAGAUAUCAGAGUACUGCACGGCGACAGUCCAAGACGGUGUUCCCGAAUCAACGCCAGAACCCUCAAUGGGAGUUUUGUUGAAGUGCGAACCUCAGCCUGUGGAGGACCUGAAGGAUCACGAUCCUCCAGUCGCCAAGAACGUUCUCGGUCCCAAACCCUCACCGCAAGAACCGACCCCCGCCUCUCGAGCUACUCUCGACUCUAAGCCGAGCGACGCCACGUUGCCCUCGGGGAGCGGUCUCCGGGAAAAACUUGUGUCGGCUCCUCCUCCUAGCCCCAGGCAACCAGAACCCAAAUCCUCAGUAGCAGCCUGCACCCUUGUGUUCAAGGAGAGCACAGAAUCCAAGUCCAAACAUCGGGCGGUGGUGCCUCACAAACUGGUCGGGGCACCGCCCAAACAUAAAGACCCCUCCCCCAAGAAACAACCCCCGCUCGUUAAGGAACAUCACGACCCGAAAACAAAGCGCACAACGUCGCCGCACAACCAGUCCGGACCCGAGACCGGCCUCUCGGAGACCACGGAUGCGUCCGCUAGGGGUCCGCCCCCCGACAAGGUGGCUAAGCAGGUGGAGAAGAAGAAACAAGAGGGCGCGUCCGCACUCAAGAGCGCCAAACGGGACACGUCCAAAGACUCCGGCAAAGGGAAGACCGGGCGCGGGACUUCCGGUCCCAAAAAGUAAACCUUUAAAGGAGCCUUCUUGUUUUAAUCCAGGACCGGACAAGCUGUUACGCGUGCUGGCGUUUGCUCCCGUGGUUCCCGGACGUGGGCGGGCGUUGCCCGAAAGGUGCCAUAAAACGCUUUUUUUCACUUGCACUCGUUUUAAUGCAGUAGAGCCGCCAUGUUGCGUACGUAGCCAUGUUUUUAAACGCCACUUCCUGUGACAUCAUCGCGGCUUAGACGACGACUCCUCAUGCUUGACCACAUUCCUUUGUCGGGAUUCAUCGUCGUAGGCCGUUUGAUGUUUGUGUUGCCGCGGCAACACGUCACGCUCAUGGAAUAUGUAGCAUUUCACUCGAGAACUGUGAGGCCGACAAACGUCGGAAAUAACGUUGAUUUCGCAAAGGUUUUUCGUGAACGACGGGAGGGCCCCGAUUGGUUCAAAACCUCGUACUGCGAGGCUCUAAAAACCACUUGAAGUACGAAGGAGUACAAGCGACACGAGAGUAACGUCGUAGAGUUACGAAAAUAACGUUUUAAAGUUACGUCUUUAGGAAAAAAGUUGUAACGACGGACAACUUCUCGUAAAACUCCGACUAUUCUCGGAAGAUUGCGAUUUUCUUUGUUCUCCGUUUUCCACGAGUCGUACUUGUUUCGUAAAACUAAGAUUUUGUUCUUGAAAAACGUACGCGUAACGUUAAUAAAAAUUUGCCAAAAUUCUGAUUUUUUCCGCAAAACUACGAUUUAUUCUUGUGGGAUCACGACUUAUUUUGUUUGGAGAAAGAAAACCAAAAUGUUUUUCCUCAAAUUAUUACAAUUUAAGAUUGACUUUACGAUGUAAUUCUCAAACAAAUUAUGAAGAUUAAAACUUUUAUCUCGUAAAAAUUCUACUUGAUUCUCGUACCAUAAAACAUAAAGUGAGGUUAAUUUUGUCGGAUUAUGAUUUUUUUUUGUCUGAAGAAAGAAAACCAAAACCUUUUUCCUCAUAGGAUUACAACUUUAGAUUGACUUUACGACGUAAUUCUCAAACAAAUUAUGAAGAUUAAAACUUUUUUCUCGUAAAACUUCUACUUGAUUCUCGUAGCGUGGAUGUAGUUUUUCUCCAUAAAACAUAAAUUGAGGUUUAUUUUGUAGGAUUACGACUUUUCUUUUCUCAUUUCUCAACUCUUUUGCUCUAAAAAAUGUCAUAACUUCUUUGUUUCGUGAACCCAAACUUUAAUUUUUCUUUCUCAAUAAAACAACUUUUUUUCCGAAGAUUUUGACGUUUUUUCCAUAAAGCUAUUUUUGUCAUAUUUAGACCAAAAUUUUGGUCAAACUUUCUUUUUUAUUUAAAAAAAACAACCAAAAAACCUUUCAUUGUAAGAUUACAUGUUUCUUCAUUAAAAGAAAACGGAAAUUGAUUGUGAUUUUUUUUUUAUGAAACCAUUUUUGUCGGAUUUUUCAUAAAAUUUGUGUUUUUUUCGUAAAAAAACAACAACCAAAAAACAAUUUUUUUCCUCAUAAAAUUGUCCUAUUUUCCCCAAAAUUAUUUUUGUAAUAUCAUGACUUUUUCCCCGUAAAACUACAAUUCAUUUUGUGGGAUUACGUUUUUUAAAAUCUUUUUCAUAAAAUUACACAUUUUUGUCGUAAAAGCUACAAUUUUACAUUAGCAGGAUUACGACUUUAUUCUCAAAGAAAUCAUUAAAAGAUUAAAAUGAGCGUCUCAUAAAACUUCUACUUGAUUCUUGUAUCAUGGAUUUAGUUUUUCCUCCAUAAAACAUAAAGGGAGAUUUUUAACUCCUUUACAGAACUUUAUUUUGUAGGAUUAUGACUUUUCAUUUCUCUUUUCUCAACUUUUUUUCUUUAAAAAAUAGACACCUCAUAAAAAAUAAGUCUUUAAACCGUAAAUUAUAUUUUUUUAUCCUCAAUAAAACAACUCUUUUUUUUUUUUUUUUUCCAAAAUGUUGAAAUUUUUUAUCAUAAACUUUUUUUUUUGUGGAUUACACCUCAUUCUCGAAAACUACUUACUAUUAAAAAAAACUUCUAAGAUUAAUAUUUUUUGGUUAAAAAAAAAAACGCAACUUGAUUGUGUUGGAUUUUUCUAAAGUUACGACUCAAUUUUGGAAAAAAUUUUCAUAACAUAUUUUUUCGUCAAAAACAACUCAAGAUUUGUCUUUUUUUUUUUUUCUGUGUUUCUCACAAAAUUUUAUUAUUUUCCGAAAAAUUAUUUUUGUAGGAUUACGACUUUAAUCUCAAAGAAAUAAUUAAAAGAUUAAAAUGAGUGUCUCAUAAAACUUCUACUUGAUUCUUGUAUCAUGGAUUUAGUUUGUCCUCCAUAAAACAUAAAGGGAGGUUUUUAACUCCUUUACAGAACUUUAUUUUGUAGGAUUACGACUUUUCAUUUCUCAACAUCUCAUAAAAAAUGGUUUUCCUUAAACCAUAAAUUGUAUUUAAUUUUUUUUCAAUAAAACUACUUUUUUACCAUAAACUUUAAUUUUUUUUGUUACACCUCAUUCUCGAAAACUAACUUCUAAGAUUACUUUUUUUUUUGGUAAAAAACGUGACUUGAUUGUGUCGGAUUUUUCCAAAAAUUUCGACUCAACUACGAAAAAAAAAAAAAAAAAUCGUAAAAAACAACUCAAGAUUUGUCUUUUUUUUCCCGUCUGUUUCUCACAAAAUUGUAUUAUUUUCCGAAAAAUAAUUUUGUAGGAUUACGACUUUAUUCUCAAAGAAAUAAUUAAAAUGAGUGUCUCAUAAAACUUCUACUUGAUUCUCGUAUCAUGGAUUUAGCUUUUCCUCCAAAGGGAGGUUUUUAACUCCUUUACAGAACUUUAUUUUGUAGGAUUACGACUUUUCAACGUUUUUUUUCCUCAAAAAAUAGACACCUCAUGAAAAAUGGUUUUCCUUAAACCAUAAGUUUUAUUUUUUUUUCUCUAUAAAACUACUUUUUUAUCAGAAACUUUUUUUUUUUGUUACACCUCAUUCAUGAAAACUAACUUCUUUUUUUGGGGGGUAAAAAACGCGACUUGAUUAUGUCGGAUUUUUUCUAAAAUAACGACUCAAUUACGAAUUAAAAAAAAAAAAUCGUAAUUGAGUUUAAUUAACAACUCAAGAUUUGUCUUUUUUUGUUCCCUGUGUUUCACACAAAAUUGUCGGAAAAAUUAUUUUUGGAGGAUUACGACUUUCUCUCGGAAAAGAAAAUAAUAAUCUUGUAAUAUUUCAAUUUUUUUUUGUAAAAAACGACAUGUUUCUGUAAAACUUUUUUUGGUGGUGGGAAUAAAAACCUGACUUUUUUCGACUAAAAUAAUUUCCCCCGCGUAACAUUACGACUUUUCCUCGUUACGAGUACUCCUUCGUACUCUCCAGUCAAGACUGCGUUAUCUCAAAAAUCUCUUUUCACUUUUUCGCGUUUCGAUUUUCGAGGCCUUUUUUUACGAAAAAAAAUUGGAAACGCCAACCAGGAAGUAGCUUUGGUAAGCGCGCCAGGACUUCCUCGUCGAUUUCACAGUUAUUGGCGAAAAAGGGGCGGGGCUAAAGCACCUUAUCCGCGGGGGGGGAAAGCGAGUGUUAUCUGGAAAGGUAUAAAAUAGUGGGAAAGCACAUUUGUUGUGGGUUUACCAGGCUUGUACAUUUUGUAUAGCGGACAUUUUGCCAAAUCUGUGUUGUGUGUCGCUGAUGUUUGUCGUGGUGCGAGCGGACUUUUCCCAAAAAAGUUAUUCUGGUCUUGUGCUGUUCUUUCCAGCGUGUUAGACAUUUUCCCCCUUCUGUCUUUUUAGAAAAAUGUGCAAUAAAAAUGUGUUUGUUUUUUGAGUUGUGUAUUUUGCUCAUAGAUGUUGUAUAUUUCACAAAAGAAACAGAUAUUUAUAUACUUCUAAUGUUGCGUCACACUGAGAAUAAAAAAGGAAACCAUGAUGUCA